AUGGCAGACCGUCCCCCUUCGUUGCCCCCCGUCCGAGAUGACCAGCGAGAGGCCGAGAUUCUAUCACAACAUCUUCAUCCCCAAUUCACCGGCUCCCUUCCUGAAGGAUCUCCCCUUCAGACCCGUGCUGCAGCUGAAGCAUCCUCCAGUUCAGACAAUCCUGAACAACAGUCAUCACUGAAGCUCCUGGGUGGUGACAUCCAUCGCGAUCUCUACCGGCUCGAGGCCAAGGCCAAACAAGCUCUGCAAGAAAGACGAGCCGCCAGCUUUUCUUAUCCUGUCCGACCUCCCGAUGAUGCGAUAGAAGAAGGCGUGGCUGCCAUGGAACCUGGCAGCUUUCGGCGGCACUUUGUACAACAGAAAAAGGGCUGGGCCAGCGAUGCACUGGUCGCCCGCUCGUUCCUCGAUUUCCUCGACCUGUAUGGUAGUUUCGCCGGCGAGGAUUUAGCGGAGACAGAGGAUGAGUCUGCGAUUGCAACGGAAGAUCUCGAGCAUGAGCCCGAGCGAAGGCCUCUGCUAGGUCGGCGGAGAACAACUCGAGCACCUCGUCCUGGGGACGCGUCUCGGGUCAAGACUUUUUUCACACUACUGAAAGCGUUCAUUGGGACGGGAAUUAUCUUCCUGCCCAAGGCCUUUCGCAACGGUGGCAUUCUCUUCUCAUCGGUCGCGCUGGUCACGGUCGCGGCGGUCACGAGUCUCUGCUUCCAUCUUCUGCUGGAGUGUCGGAAAGGACAUGGGGGCGGUUAUGGUGAUAUCGGUGAGCGUAUAGCAGGGCCUCGGUUCCGAUCACUCAUUCUGGGGUCCAUCACCAUUUCCCAACUUGGCUUUGUUUGCACAGGUAUCAUCUUCACUGCGGACAAUGUUCGGGCGGUCUUGUCAGCAGUCGCUGAAAAUAGCGAAAAAGUUCUGUCCACCAACAUCCUCAUCGCACUCCAAUUAGCUGUUCUUGUGCCGCUGGCAUUCAUCCGAAACAUCUCCAAACUGGGACCAGCGGCGCUCCUCGCGGACAUUUUCAUCCUCAUGGGUCUUGCGUACAUUUAUUACUACGAUGUUGCGACCAUUGCGUCCCGACAUGGGUUGCACUCGUCAGUUGAACUGUUCAAUCCCAAGUCGUUUACCUUGACCAUCGGCUCCUGCAUCUUCACUUUCGAAGGUAUCGGUCUCAUCCUCCCCAUCCAAUCGUCCAUGAAACACCCAGAGAGAUUCGACGGGCUCCUCUAUACUGUCAUGAUCAUCAUCACCGUGCUCUUCACCGCGGUCGGCGCUCUUUCCUACGGCGCCUUUGGUUCCGACACGAAGAUCGAAGUCAUCAACAAUCUUCCCCAGGGAGACAAGUUUGUGAACGCUAUGCAGUUCCUCUACUCGAUGGCGAUCCUGAUCGGUGUUCCGGUACAGCUGUUCCCCGCCGUUCGGAUCAUGGAGGGCAAACUGUUCGGUCAGGUGUCGGGCAAGCGAGACCCUUGGAUCAAGUGGAAAAAGAACGUCUUCCGAUCGUUGAUCGUGUUGGCUUGCGCUGUGAUGUCGGCCGUCGGUGCUGCUGAUUUGGACAAGUUUGUCUCGUUGAUUGGCUCGUUUGCUUGUGUUCCUCUGGUCUACAUUUACCCGGCGUACUUGCACUGGAAGGGGGUUGCAGACUCUCCCUUGGCUAAAUUCGGCGACCUUACAAUGGUGGUGCUGGGGUUUGUCUUUAUGAUUUAUACGACGUUGUCUACUGCUUCGGUAUGGAUUCAAGGGCAUAAGUAA
Messenger RNA from Aspergillus lentulus, 1743 nucleotides. RefSeq names its product putative amino acid transporter. The record is from RefSeq and is a predicted model, not a curated record. Gene Ontology annotation, cellular component: vacuolar membrane. Gene Ontology annotation, biological process: amino acid transmembrane transport. NCBI's taxonomy places the organism in Eukaryota, Fungi, Ascomycota, Eurotiomycetes, Eurotiales, Aspergillaceae. Gene Ontology annotation, molecular function: L-tyrosine transmembrane transporter activity.